This is a messenger RNA of Penicillium diatomitis, 678 nucleotides long. RefSeq lists its product as uncharacterized. Lineage: Eukaryota; Fungi; Ascomycota; Eurotiomycetes; Eurotiales; Aspergillaceae. Bases 1 to 678 code for a protein of 225 amino acids. The transcript is spliced from 2 exons. The record is from RefSeq and is a predicted model, not a curated record.
AUGGGCCUCCUCAGCCGCGUCCUCAAGGUGUCCGCCGCCGGCACUGUGGCCUCGGUCGGUAUCUUCUUCGGCGCCACGCGCAAUGAUAAAUUCGAGCCCAUGGACAUGACGGAUCCAAUUUUCUCGUCGCCGUUGUUCAAAAAGCUGAAUCCGGACAACAACCCUCCCUUCCAUGAUCUUUGUGUGCGCCGCGUUCCGCUGGAGAAGAUCAAUCCUUCAUUGCUUGAGAAGAAGGGCAAACUGGUGGAAGCCUUUUGCGCCGGUAUCUGGGGUGGCAUGGGUUACAUCCCCCAACGCGCAAUUCUCGCCAACAAAUACAAAGGCCCCGAAACCGCGGACCAACUCUGGGAGCGCAGGGAACUACUCUCAAACCGAUACGACGUAGGAACUCGAAUCACCGACCACUUUGAGGUUGUGGAGAAGACAGACGAGAAAAUUCUCGUCCGCUGCGGCGCCUCUCCUCGCGAACAAGGCGUGCGUCCCUCGGACGGCUUGUUUGAGAUUGGCGCUGUCAUCAACGAGGAAAAAGAGGAGGCUGAAUUCACCCUCAAGAGCUGCUUCUUCCAGGGUCUGGGCAAGGCGGAAGGUGAGCCUUUUGGUCCGGUGAUGGUCUGGUUGCAUCAACAGUAUACGAAGCUGUGGAUGGAGACGGCUAUUCUGAAGAAUUGCGUUCAAUGA